Messenger RNA from Apis florea (little honeybee), 1127 nucleotides. RefSeq names its product NADH dehydrogenase (ubiquinone) 23 kDa subunit (gene ND-23). Gene Ontology annotation, cellular component: membrane; respiratory chain complex I. Gene Ontology annotation, molecular function: NADH dehydrogenase activity; 4 iron, 4 sulfur cluster binding. NCBI's taxonomy places the organism in Eukaryota, Metazoa, Arthropoda, Insecta, Hymenoptera, Apidae. The record is from RefSeq and is a predicted model, not a curated record. Gene Ontology annotation, biological process: mitochondrial electron transport, NADH to ubiquinone; mitochondrial respiratory chain complex I assembly.
AAUGAAAUGAUACUAUAUGAUGCACUCUGCGGUUCUCCUGUUUCUUUCUCUGUGAUGUCAUUGGUAACCAUUUUGUCCUAGUAUCUAGUAAUUCUGUUGACAAUUUUAUUCUCGGCUUGAUUUAUUUUCAGUCUUAAUUGAUGAAUGUGAAAUAUAGGUACGUUGUGAAAACUGAUUGCGCUAAAUAAGAUUAUUUUUAAAAUUUUAAUAUGACAUUUUUAAAAACUGUACAACCAGGUUUGAAAUUAUUUCAAACAUAUCCAAAAAUUUUAAAUGUACCUUUACGUCGAACUAAAUAUUACACUGUUUACACAGAGGAAGAUACAGAAAAAUUUCUUGAUAAUGCAACAAAUAAAUCAUUUUUCUUAGAAAUCAUACGAGGUUUAGGAAUUACAAUGUCACAUUUCUUUACUGAACCUGCAACAAUAAACUAUCCUUUUGAAAAAGGUCCUUUGAGUCCAAGAUUUAGAGGUGAACAUGCAUUAAGAAGAUAUCCUUCAGGAGAAGAAAGAUGUAUUGCAUGUAAAUUAUGUGAAGCUAUUUGUCCAGCACAAGCAAUUACUAUUGAAGCAGAAGAGAGAGCUGAUGGAUCUCGUCGUACAACAAGAUAUGACAUAGACAUGACAAAAUGUAUAUAUUGUGGAUUUUGUCAAGAAGCUUGUCCAGUAGAUGCAAUCGUAGAGGGUCCCAACUUCGAAUUUUCCACAGAGACACAUGAAGAGUUAUUAUAUAAUAAAGAAAAACUAUUAAAUAAUGGAGAUAAAUGGGAAUCAGAAAUUGCUAGCAAUAUUCAUGCUGAUUAUCUAUAUCGAUAAAUUUAAUAAAUUAUAUAAUGUAGUCAAAUAUUACAUACAUUAUUAGUAAUAAUAAAAAAUAUUAUUAUAUAAUAUUUAUCAGCAAUAAUUAGAUUUCGAAAUACCAAAAUCGAUCUAUUAUUCGUUCACCAUUUUUGUAAAGAAUCGUUUAAUACGAAAUUAAUUUUAUUUUUAAUCUCUUCGAUAUAAUCGAUUUUAAUUAUCGUCGAAUGAAUGCACAAGGCAAUCGUCUGUUUUAAUUGUUAUUUGAAUAAAAACAAAUGAUCUAUCGAGUUUAACAUAGUAUACGUGGCAGAUGAAUGCCAUACGAAA